Molecule: messenger RNA, 420 nt
Organism: Penicillium macrosclerotiorum
Lineage: Eukaryota; Fungi; Ascomycota; Eurotiomycetes; Eurotiales; Aspergillaceae
Product: oxidoreductase
Exons: 1
Coding region: 1-420 (139 amino acids)
Molecular function (GO): oxidoreductase activity
Source: RefSeq, a predicted model, not a curated record
AUGUUUCGACGACUCGAGACCCUGAUUUAUCUAUCUAGCAUUCUCAUCCACGCACCCUAUGGGGGCAAGGAAGCUCGGCUCGGCUCCUGGCGCGCCCUAGUUGAGGCGCAAAAGGCAGGGAAGACUCGCUCGAUUGGGGUUUCGAACUACGGCAUCCACCACCUCGAGGAGCUGGAGGAAUAUAUCCAGACUGGCGGCGGCGGCGAGAUCUCCGUGGGCCAGUACGAACUCCACCCAUGGCUGGAUCACUCGGACAUCGCGGAGUGGCUGCAAAGCCGAGGUAUUGUCGUAGAGGCGUACUCGCCCCUGGCGCAUGGAACUCGAUUCCGUGAGCCUGUGUUGAAAAGGAUCGGCGAGAAACAUAACAAGUCGCCGGCGCAGGUGCUGAUCCGGUGGAGUUUGCAGAUGGUGGGUUGUUGA